Messenger RNA from Brienomyrus brachyistius, 2762 nucleotides. Its product is annotated as dnaJ homolog subfamily C member 18-like. The record is from RefSeq and is a predicted model, not a curated record. The transcript has 8 exons. Gene Ontology annotation, biological process: cellular response to misfolded protein. Gene Ontology annotation, molecular function: Hsp70 protein binding. The coding region runs from base 457 to 1605 and encodes 382 amino acids. NCBI's taxonomy places the organism in Eukaryota, Metazoa, Chordata, Actinopteri, Osteoglossiformes, Mormyridae. Gene Ontology annotation, cellular component: endoplasmic reticulum membrane.
CUGCCCAUGUAUGGACAGCGCUGGAGCCACGUCCCCCGCCCGGCGCUGGGACGCCGCCGUCGCCGAGGAGAGAUGAACGGGACCAGCUUCCGCUUCCUGCUCAACAUGGAGGAAAAUGUCAGCUCGGCUCGGCGGCGGUGUUAGAUUUCCCUUCGCCAUGCAAUUAUUUCGCCUGCCUAUCUCUCCCAACGAGGCACUUGGGUAGCGGACGGCCUUUAACUGCGAGCGUGUAAUAAUGCGUCGUGCGAAACACGGCUCAAGCAAGCAGCACUGGGAAAAAAGCAGCACGAUCGGCGAUCCGCAAACAAGGUUAUGCCUCUGGACGUGCAUUUAAACAUUAAAUAGCCGAUCGGGUCUGUUAGCGGAAAAUUAAGCCCCUGCUCCUUCCACUGCUAGCGGUCUCCUUUCUGCCGAUAUAGAGGCGGGUGAUUGCGGUUUGAAAGAUUUGCAUUAGAAAUGGAUAAAGAGGAAUCGGAGCGGCUGAUAGAGAAGGCGAAGCAGUGUCUCCGCUUCGGGCGCAGGGACCGGGCGCUUCAGCUGCUCUAUGAAGCGCAGAGGGUCUACCCCAGCACCCGGGCGAGAGUUUUAAUUGACGCGGUCCUGAGGGAUGAGGGUGGCCCCACUGAGGAGGUCCACGCUCACGAUGCUCGUGGGUGGAGCUCGAGGGAGGAGGAUAGCAGCAGGGGAAGCGAGGAGAAGUUCAACGAGGACCAGCGUCAGGGGGUCCUCAGGAUAAAGAAAUGCAAGGACUUCUACGAGAUCCUCGGCGUGACCAAGGACGCCAGCGAUGAGGACCUGAAAAAAGCCUACAGGAAGCUGGCACUCAAGUUCCACCCGGACAAAAACUUUGCUCCUGGAGCCACAGACGCUUUCAAAGCCAUAGGGAAUGCGUACGCGGUCCUGAGCAACCCAGACAAGCGGAGGCAGUACGACCUGUGCAAUGAGGCGCCAUCAGCCGAGAGCCCCCGGCACCAGGCGGCCCACCCUGCCCCCGGACCCCACCGCAACUUCACCCGAGACUUCAAGGCGGACAUUUCACCCGAGGAGCUCUUCAACGCCUUCUUUGCGGGCCGGUUUCCCACAGGAAACGUCCACGUGUACACAAACAGGGGAGCCACCUACAGCCACUACUACCAGCCGCGUCGCCGGCGCGCUCAGGAGAGACGUGAGGAGGAAGCGGAAGACAACCGCAGCCAGAACACCUUCACAGCCUUCCUGCAGCUGCUCCCCGUCCUCGUGCUGAUCCUCAUCUCCGUCUUCACCCAGCUCAUGGCCACCAACCCCCCCUACAGUCUCUUCUACAAACCGUCCAUGGGCCUGGUGGUUUCCAGGGAGACGCAACACAUGGGUGUCACGUACUAUGUGGACAAGGGCUUCCAGAAGGAGUACAAAGGGGCUUCUCUGCUGGAGCUUGAGAAGUCCGUGGAGAACGAUUACAUGGAGCAUCUGCAGAGCAGCUGCUGGAAGGAGAAACAGCAGAAGUCGGACUUGGCCAACCUGGCCCAGCUGUACCGGGACGAGAGGCUGAAGCAGAAGGCAGAGAUGAUGAAGAUGGACAACUGUGAGAAGCUGUCCCGCAUAAUCGAGCGACAAAGGGGUGAAUGAGAAAUGGCCCCCACACCCCAAAUCUCCCCUGAGUGUCCGGCUAGCGGCAGCCGUGAUCUCUGAUCCUUAUUUCAGUUCCUUCUUGUUUAUCGUUAACCGCUCACGUUAUGCUACGACGACUGCGGACUUUCCAAGCAGUCCAAAUUUAUCUUCUCACCGAGCGGAAAAACAACAGCAUGUGAAUACGGGCGCAACGCUUUCUCAGCCCUGAGAUUUGCUAGUUUUAUCUCCAGAGCAUGACUGGAGGAGACAAACAGUACCUUCAUUUAGGGCUCCUAGAAGCUUGUCCAUUUCCUUACAUUAAGGAGUAGUGUCACUAAACGGGGGCAAGUUCACAUCAUAAACCCCUCCCCUACCCGCAGCGUCUUCUCUUCGUAACUUAUUGUAGUGUUUCCAGAAUCCGUUUUAUUUCUCCGAGUCGUGCGUGAGACUGGUUUGUUGUGCAAGCUAGCUAUUUUAUUCUAUUUAUGGACUGAGUGACAGCUUGUAUCCUGGCAGGAAUACGAUGCAGAGACACGAAGGAUCCAGGCCGGUGCAAUACGAGCUUUCUGGGGGAAUUUUAACUUCAGGACAACACGCAUUUAGCCAACAACUCAGAUACCUGUAUGCUGGUCCUAAACGUUCAGGAAUGUGAGGGGAUGGGUACUUUAAGGAAAUAUUAGGGAACCUUCACAUUAAGGUUCAUGAAGGCUCUGAGGUAUUAUAAAUUUGCACAUUUGGGGGGUUAAAAUACCAAUCAGACAUCUUGUAGCUGUGUGGUCAGGAAUUAGAUUCCAUACUCUUACUUGCAUUUAUGAUAAUAUAUGAUUUAUGAUAAAAUCCUGAGUUCUCUGAUCUCUUUGAGGAGGAGGGUGGUCCCUGUUGCUCCCCCCAUACACACCCCCCCCCCCCCCCCCCCCCCCGUCUGUCCAUCCCAGAUGCAUGUGGGAUGCUCCGAUCUCCAGCCCAUCCCCCGUACCCCUAAGCUCACAGCGUCGCAGUGUGGCGUUUGGACAGCCUGUCGGCAUCCGUCGGAUUGUUACAUUGAGUUGAAGUUGUGCUUUUGGACUUGAAGUGGACUUGGAUCCCUGGGUGUGUGCCCCGAUCGCUGUAUUUUUUGGGGACACGCUCGUCAGUCGCGUGACUUUGUGCCGUUUUAAUAAAGCUGGAGACCCGAA